Malurus melanocephalus (red-backed fairy wren) is the source of this 3217-nucleotide messenger RNA. Its product is annotated as hydrocephalus-inducing protein homolog. Gene Ontology annotation, cellular component: axoneme. Gene Ontology annotation, biological process: axonemal central apparatus assembly; cilium movement. The transcript is spliced from 13 exons. The record is from RefSeq and is a predicted model, not a curated record. Lineage: Eukaryota; Metazoa; Chordata; Aves; Passeriformes; Maluridae. The coding region runs from base 1 to 3063 and encodes 1020 amino acids.
AUGCAUUCAUCAGGGAGGCUUCUGCAUGCUCAUCUCUCUGGUCUGUCCACAGGAUUUGUUGAGGAUGUCWUGGCAAUCUUUGAGGAGUACCCGAUCUGCAGCAGCACCACCGACCUCAGCCACCUGCUGCAGUCAGUGAGAGGCAAGGGUCUGUUUGUCAGAGAUGAGAACAAAUUCAUCUUCAUCAAGGUUCUGGUCGGGAAAGAGGCCAAAGCUAAUUUCAAGAUCUACAAUGCAAGCAGUAUCCCAUGUGACGUGGCCCUCGCCAUCAAGCCCGCGCCUGGACUGGGUAAAGGCCUUACCAACAAAAUUUUCAAAUUGGAUCCAGUCAAGAUGUCCAUUGCUGGCUCAUCCUGUGCUGUUGCUACGGUGACCUUYGCCCCAGAAAUGGAGCAGGACUAUGACUGCAUUUUCCAGGCUUCCCUCAUCAUCCCAAAAAGCCCCAUGAAAAUUAGACCCCAAACCCUGACCUUCACCAUCAGUGGGAGGGGGUACGACCCACAGGUGACAGUCAUCGAGCCAAGUGCUCGCAGCGUGAGGGGGAACGCCGUGCUGCGCUUCAAGAGGCUCCAGCUGGGCAAGUCAGAGACACUCCCCCUGCUUGUCCAGAACAAGGGCAUCAUAUCUGUCCAGUUUAUGUUACACCUGGAGGAUGAGCAGGGAGUGUUCUCCUUAAAAAGCAGGCAAUCCACACUCGAUAGAUUGUACACUGAAAAUGUGGAAGAGGACUCCAGUGAAAAUGAGAGCAAGACCCCAAAGAAGCCUUUCCUGCUUCUGCAAUGUGGGGAAACAGCAGCGUUCGAUGUCACUUUCAAACCCACCCUGGCUCAGCRUCUGGAAGGGAAGAUUCGUGUGUUAGUGGGAGAUGUCUACUCCAACAAGACUGAAAUAGAGCUGGUGGGUGAAGGCCACAAGGACAGUGUGACCUUCGAAGAUAURGAGGAAGACGUAGAGGAGAGAACUGCUGAGAUCAGUCUGAAGGAAGACAUAAUUGCUGCUUUCAGAGUGAAUCACAUCGAGUUUGGGGACUGUCCUGUUGGGAAGCGCUGCUACAGGACCUUCACCAUGAUCAACCACAGCACCACGAAGGUCAUGCGCUUUGAGUGGGAGACAGACGCCCCAUUCGAGUUCUCCCCCAGGGUGGGACACAUCCAUCCUGGGUGUGACAAGGUCAUCACYGUGAUCUUGAAAUCAGACGUCCCAGCUACCUUCAGCAGGCAGCUUGCGACAUGUCAGGUGGACAGGAUCCAGUACGACGAGCCCCGAAGGAAGGUUCCAGACUGGGAUGACACAAUGCACCUUGUCACAUGGGUGGACACUGCCAGCAAGGAACCAGAAGCCCCCUGGCCUGUAAAGGACAUGGUGGUCGAGGCAGUCCCAGAGCCAGAUCACACUGUGGUGGAGAGCAGGCAGGAGGACGAGAUGUACCUCAGUGCCUUUGUUAGCGACAUCCGGUUCAAAAUGGACAUGGUUGUGAUUCAGUUCAAGGACACCUUCCCCUACUAUGAAAGGAUGGCCACUUUCACGAUGCACAACACAGGGAAGGUACCCCUGGAAUACUUCUGGGAGGAAGAUGCACGUAAAAAACCAGUGGAGCAUAAGCCAUACUCAAGACCUCAAAUGCGUGACUUCCUCUGCUCUGCUGCUGUGGAGCGUCGCAAAACACUGCUGCGUCGUUUCUGGCAGAGGCAGGAGCGGCUGCAGCGGUGGCAGGARCGGCUGCAGCRGCAGCAGCARGAGCGGCUGCAGCAGUGGCUGCGGGACGAGCUGCCUUCCGAGCCCCGGUAUUACGGGGAGGAGCCGCUGGAUUCUGAGGAGGAGCUGCUGGAUUUCGAGGAGGAGCAGCUGGAUUUCGAUGAGCACCUGGUGAGGAUACGGAAGCUUACCGAGAAGGAGCUGGARCGGGAGCGGAAGCGGCAGCAAAAGGAGGAGCAGAAGAAGGCAGUAGUGGCUAUUUUCAAGCCCAUCUUAUAUGACAUGGUGCACUUCAAGGCGGAUCAGGACAAGGAGGAGGAUCCCGAGAAGCAGCAUACUCUUGACUGGAGCCUCAUGGAGGGGAUGGUGCAUUCCAUGGAGGGGCGGGAGCCGGACAAGAAUAUCGAGACGUUUGAGGACUGGGACCUCUUUUAUUAUAUGAUAUAUCCCAAACAGCGGCCUCCUGACGAGGAACUGGACAGGUCGUCUGAGGAGGAGGAGCCACCUGCCAAGCCACCGAUUUACAAGAAGCUGCUGCGCCUGCACCCCCACAUGAAAUGGCACGUCUUUGCGCUGACACACCAGAUUAUAGCGGAGCAGCGGCGGCGCGAAGAGGAGCAGCAGCGUUACGAGCAGGACCUUUUAGAUUUCCAGCGGAGGCAGCUGGAGAAGAGGAUGAAGAAGAAGCAAGUGCGUGAAGCAAAGGUUAAGCGUAUUGAAAAACUGCUUCAUGACUUCCUGAAGAUCAAGAGGGGUGACCAGCCGAACGAAGAGGAGGAGGAGCAGCAGCAGCAGCAGCAGCAGCCGCAGCAGCAGCAGCAGCAGCAGGUGGAUUCCGAGACAGAGGAGGAUGAACCAGAUUCCGAAGAGGAGCAGCAGCAGAUUUACAAAGAGGAGGAGCAGCAGAUUUAUGAAGAGGAGGAGCAGCAGACUUCCGAGGAGGAACAGCAGACUUCCGAGGAGGAACAGCAGGAGCCCGAGGAGCCGACCUGUUCCAAGAAGCGGUACCGUGCCAAGAAAAGGCGCCUUUCUCAGGAGAGUGACAGGACCUCCCUGGAAGUCUUCCCAGAUGUCAGCGAUGACAUACCACUGUUUUCCAUCUACCCCGACCAAGGCACCAUUGCUCCUGGCGAGAAGCAGACCUUUUACUUGGAGUUCUUCCCGACAUGUGUGGGGAAGUUUAAGAGCACCUUGCUGUGCAGGAUUCCUAACCUGAAACCAAGUCAGAAGAAGAAGGCGAAGGUGAYUGUGAAAGGCAGAGCCCGRGAGCGAAAGAUUCUUCCUCCGCCAAAACGCUCUGCGUUACGGCAGGCAGACGGAGCCCCAAAACCCAAGAAGACGGUGCACUGGGAGCCAGCACCUGAGUGACAGCAUUUGAGUCAGCUGGAGCACGCAGCAGGAGCCACCAGCACCAUGUCUUCUGCUGCUAACGGUCUCCCACCAGAGACCUCUCCGGCUACAUUUCCGAGCUCCAGUGAACACCUCUAGGUUACCUUUCAGCAAUCUAAGAUUAGUAAUUGUU